Molecule: messenger RNA, 5124 nt
Organism: Rhineura floridana
Lineage: Eukaryota; Metazoa; Chordata; Lepidosauria; Squamata; Rhineuridae
Product: carcinoembryonic antigen-related cell adhesion molecule 1-like
Exons: 12
Coding region: 413-2788 (791 amino acids)
Source: RefSeq, a predicted model, not a curated record
GGCUCAGCAGACGCGUCUCUGCUCCACCUCCCCGCCCUCUGCUCCAAACGGGAAGUGUCUCCCCGGCUCCGGGCAAGGCGUGGCGGGGCGUCGAGGUCGUGCCGUGGGCGGUGGCGGGGUUGGUCGCCUCCCUCUGGCUGGCUCUGGGCAGGCAGAGCCCGCCUCUCCUCUCCUCUCUCCCCCCCCCCGCCAGCCACGCCUCGCCUCUGAUUCCCGCUACCUAGCCAAGGGCGCAGGUAGGAAGGCAGGCGGCCGGCUAGAUCGAGGGGGGAAGGCGGGCCCCCGAGGGCGGGGCGGGCAGGGCAGGGCCGGCUCUGGGCUGCCAAGUCCCCAGCCCGGCAGAUCCGAACACAGAUCCCUUUGCCCUGGCGCGGGUGGGUGGCAGGAAGCGCGGAAGCGAGGAACCCCCACCAUGGCGAAGCGAAGAAGUCCUCCCGGACCUCUCGGGGUCAAGGAAGCCUGGUCCACGACGCUCCUGGCAGCUUCCAUCUUGAGUUCUUGCUUGCUGUUGACUUAUGCCCAGGGUGGGACUGAAUUUCUCAUCAAAGUUGAACCAGAAAAGCCUAAAGAAGGACAGAGUGUCACCUUAACACCAGAAGCUGUUGAUCUGACGGAAUUUGCUAGCUGCAGCUGGUACCGAGGGACAAUUGAAGAUCGAAAAAAGAUUUUUACCUAUUACCUAGUUCCAAAACCUGGGCAGGUAAAUGGAUCUGCCUUCACUGGACGAGAGACUGGGGCCCUAGACUGCUCCCUUCGUAUCACAAAUUUAAGGGCAAAUGACUCUGCAAUCUAUACACUGAGCAUGGAGGGACCUACAGGGUUCAAAACGAGGAAUGCAAGCCUCACAGUCUUAGGAGUUGUCACUAAUAUCAACAUCAGUGACCCUGGCAAGGCCAUUGAGAAUAACAUCACAGUUCUGAACUGCACCUCCGCAGGCUCUGAUGUUUCCUACUCUUGGUUAAAAGGGAACCAGAGCCUGGUGGUUGGAGGUCGCAUUUCUCUGAGCAACAACAACCAGACCCUCACAUUCAACACAACAAGCCGGAAUGACUCAGACAGCUACAGCUGCCAUGGAUAUAACACCUUCUCUAAUGACACCGUCACCUACUUGUUGAAUGUUCUCUAUGGGCCUGAUGUCCCUGUAAUCAGCCCCAGUGCACACUCUUAUGCAGAGGGCUCCAACCUCACUCUCUCCUGCAAAGCUGACUCCAACCCAGCUGCACAAUACACUUGGGCCUUAAAUGAGACUUCAGAAGUUGGGAAUACCUCCCAGCUCCUGAUCCUGAAUCUUCUUUUCAACAAUACUGGGAAUUACACCUGCAAGGCUUUCAACAGUGAAACCAACAACCACUCCAGCUCCCCAAACCAGGAGAUCUGGGUACUGGCGAAAGUUUCUAAUGUUAUCAUUACUGGUCUUUCCGAAACCAAUGAAAGUGAGUCGGUGUCGGUGACUCUGAAUUGCACCUCUAGUGGCAGUGAGGUCUCUUACUUUUGGUUCAAGGGGAAUCAGAGCCUGGAGGAUGGAGGACAUGUGUCUCUGGGGUCUGAUAACCAAUCUGUCAUAAUAUACCCAGUUGACCGGUCUGAUGCAGGCUCCUACCUCUGCCUUGGGGUCAACAGCAUCAGCAACAACACCAGUAUCCCCUUCAACCUGACAGUGUUCUAUGGGCCUGAUGUCCCUGUAAUCAGCCCCAGUGCACACUCUUAUGCAGAGGGCUCCAACCUCAGCCUCUCCUGCAAAGCUGACUCCAACCCAGCUGCACAAUACACUUGGGCCUUAAAUGAGACUUCAGAAGUUGGGAAUACCUCCCAGCUCCUGAUCCUGAAUCUUCUUUUCAACAAUACUGGGAAUUACACCUGCAAGGCUUUCAACAGUGAAACCAACAACCACUCCAGCUCCCCAAGUGAGGAGAUCCGGGUACUGGAAACUCUCUCCAGCCCAGUCCUGUGGCCUCCAGAAAACACAGUGCCAGAGAACACAAGUGUUACCUUAUAUUGUAUCACUUCCAACAGCCGCGAUGUCAACGUCUCCUGGUUCCAGGAUGGUAAUUCUCUCACGGUACCUUCUGACCAGGACCGAAACCUCACUCGUGUUGUCACCAAAGAUGUUGAAGGGAUCUAUACAUGUAAUGCCACCAACCCUGUCAGCUACGCCGUAAGCAACUCCAGUAAGAUAACCAUGGCAUAUGGGCCAAAUAAUGUUAAGGUGAGCCCAACAGGAACCACAGUGCUGAAACCAGGUUCCCGUUUGGAUCUGCUGUGUACAGCGGGCUCUGUACCUGCAGCCCAGUUUUGGUGGCUUUUCAAUAAUACUGAUAAGAACGUGACGAAGGACACCUUCAGCAUUGACUUGAUGGCCUGGGAAGAUGAAGGGAAUUACACCUGCCAGGCUAGCAACAACAUCACUAAACGCACUGUCUCGAAAUCAUUCUAUGUGAAAUUGACAGACGAGGAAAAUGAAAAAGUUCCAGGGGGCUCUCUCACUGCUGGGCAAAUUGUUGGAAUCGUCAUAGGUUGUGUGCUUGGAGCAGCACUCAUUGCAGGUCUGCUGUAUUUCCUGCUCACCAAGACUUCUUUGGGGAGAACGGAGCAGCACGCAUCCAAUGGAAACAAACCCUCAGCACCCGGCCACAACCAGGGCGUCACUGACACCAAACCCACAUCGGGUGAAGAGGACAUACAAUAUUCAACACUAGCCUUCAAGGCAAACAACCCUCCCCAGCCAGAUCCAGGGACCACCCGACCUUCGGACAACAACAUUAUUUACUCAGAAAUCAAGAAGAAAUGAUCAGGGAUAAAUCUCCCCCAAUGGGCUUUUUGGUGCAAGCAUCCCCUACGCCUCACUUCUGCUUCCUUUGCCUGGAUGUUUUUUUAGGGGGAGGCUGUUUGAAAAAAGCAGUUGCCUCUUCUGAAGAGGCCCCUCCCUCAUACACACUCACACGCCAGUUGGUUCUCCUCUUAGAGUCCACCAGCCCCCUUAGCUGAAAAGAAAAAAGCAGAAGUUCUGUCCACACCCAGUCGCCUGGUGUAAUAAAAGGGUUGGCAGUGGACCCUAGUGAUUAGAGGGCAGGCCUUCCCUUCGCCCUGCUGUGACUUGCCUGCAUGCCAAGAGAAAAGCCAUUUCAUCCUCAGAACUGGGUGGGGAAAAGUGGGCAACAGGUUGCAUAUCUCUUUUCUCUUCUCCUCCCCCCACUAGUUCCUGGCUGUGCCAAACCUUCCCUCCCCACGGUCACUAGGCAGCUGUGUGGUUCCUGUACCCUUGGGCCUUUUCCAGCCACCACAAGCCCUCCUUGGGGAACUGAGUUCCAGGCACUGGCGAAGAAAGUACUCAAUAUCAGGGAAAGUGUACACUGGAAAGGGACUGAUGUAGUGGCUGCAUCCGGGGCCGUCCAGUGCCAGAGGAUUGCUUUGCUGGUGCCUUCAGGGCUGACACCCAGUGGCUCCAUCUGACUCCCGAUGCUCCUGACUUUUUUAUUUGCUUCUUCCGCCACCAGAUUCCGUGGGUCUUGGGGAAGGGCAUAAAAACUCACUGGAGGAUCCGAUCAAGCCCAUGGACUAGCGGCUCACCACUCCUGGUGUAUAGGUUGCCUUCUAUACUGGCAAUGCUUUGACAGGCCGGCAACAACAGCCACCUUUGCUCUGUGGUCUGGCUUCUGGCUUCAGCUACUCUUUUGCUUACGUGAAUGUGAAACUGCCCCAUGGAUGGAUAUCGAACUUGGACAUGCGGACUCAAGAUGUGUAGAAGGGAUUUGUGAUGGCAAAAUCAUAAUUAUUUCCCUACUGCAGAGUAAGGCCAUCGAUCAUUAUCCCUUCCUUCCCUGCCACACAUCCCAUUCUCCAGAUUAUCUCAGAUAACAGAAGCAAUGCGUACCUUGCAGAGCAGAUUGGUUAAGUAACCCAUGUCAAACACAGCAGGCUGCAAGAGAAUGUGGGCUGUGUGGAGGCCGGGAUAUUGCAUAGAUUUCCUUCCGUGUUUUUCCAGCCACAUGGUGUCUAUUGGGAGGAAAGAGGAAAGAUUGGUGCCAAAUGGUUAGAGGCUUAGAGCACUGUGGAUAAAAAUUAGGAUGCCACCAACUUUGAGAGAGGAAGAGAUGUGGUGUGUCAUCUGUCCCGCUGACACUACAGAGCUAGCGGGCAGAGCACUGGGAUUGACUGUAAGAGCCAUGAUGCUCACCGAGCAGUCUUAAGCAAGCCCCUAUCCCUCAAACUAACCUCCCAUGCAGGGUUGUUGUGAGGCUACAACGAAAUACAGACAUACUGCUGCCUUGAGCCUUUAGGGGGGGCAGCAGGAGAUUAUUUUAAUUGCAGGUAUAGAAUCGGGAUGUAGGAGUCAGAAUUCUAGAUUAAUUCAACUCCCACAUUGCAGAGGAAUGUUUCAAUCAGCUGGGAGAACUGGGUUGCUCUGCUAAAUUCAACAAAGUGUAGAGAGGGAGAGUGAUUAACAGUGAACAAUUGUCUGUUUUGCUUUGACAAUCAGCAUUGGCUGUGCAACCAACCUGCUUAAGCUAAUGGGGCAAACUUGCCAAAAGAUGUUAGUCUGAGCCAAAGCCAGGCGUCAUAAGAUCUCUGGUAGGAAUGGAGGGAAAUCUCUCUUAUACCCUCUACUCCUUUUGCAUUGCUUCAGAGUCUUCCCCACCCCCCAUGUUUUUCACCUUUGACUGAGAGUCAGAGUGCCCCUGUGGUGUGAUAGUAUCUCGUACACUCUGGGCCUCGCUAAUCGUUGGGUGUGGCUGGAAGACGGCAUGUAUUCAUGUUAAGCUUCAGGACAGAAGGACAAUGCAGCAGUGUUUGGAAUAAGCAUUGCAGUCAUGGCCCCAGCACCCAAGUUAACCCGUACAUUGUCCUCCAAUCUUGAGAAGGCCUGACACAGUGCUCUGUAAUGAAGAAAUCCCACAAAAGAAGCUUGUCUCCCUAUUGCAUCCGGUUGGCACUGAGCCUUUGGAAUAGCUAGCUGGCAUCCUGCAGGGCAGGAGUGGCACAGGCAGCUAGGGUUGACGGUGACUGUGUAGAGGGCAGGAUGGGAGACGAGAUGCACGCUGUGGUGAUUAUGAAAAUUUGGGCUGUUUUUCUGGUGUUUGUAUCAUUAUUUUGUUUUUAAUAAUAAUAAAAAAACUGAGAAUGGAA